Messenger RNA from Colletotrichum higginsianum IMI 349063, 2037 nucleotides. Its product is annotated as AFG1-like ATPase. The record is from RefSeq and is a predicted model, not a curated record. The transcript has 2 exons. Gene Ontology annotation, cellular component: mitochondrion; cytoplasm. Gene Ontology annotation, molecular function: ATP hydrolysis activity; ATP binding. NCBI's taxonomy places the organism in Eukaryota, Fungi, Ascomycota, Sordariomycetes, Glomerellales, Glomerellaceae. The coding region runs from base 1 to 2037 and encodes 678 amino acids.
AUGGUAACCCACACAAUGCGAGCAUAUAGGGCAAGGAAGAUGGCCUUCCUUGCGCGCUCCUACUCGACCGCCGUGGCCAUCACCGACCCCCUCGUCAAGUACCGCACCCUUGUAUCGACCAAAGUACUCUCCCCGGACCCGGACCAGCAUCGACUCGCUAUUCACCUGCAAAAGCUUUACGGCCGUUUGAAGGACUAUGCCCCCGAGGUCGACUACCGCGAGCGUCUCAAGCAGGUUGCUGAUAUUCCCGAGGCUCGCGACCCCGACGAGGCCGCCGCGACGCUCGCCAUGCCGAGCCAUCCCAUUUGGGACAACCCGCUUUUCAAGCACCUCGCUCGCAAGGCGAUGCCAGUGUCCAAAGAUCAGAACCCAAUGGCCCUCGUCCGCGUCAUGACGAGCCUCGAGGGCGCCAUCACCAUCAACUCGCCGAGGGGGUUGUUUCUGUCCGGCGAGGUCGGCGUCGGGAAGUCCAUGUUGAUCGAUCUUCUGGCACAGGGCCUGCCGACGGAGAGGAAGAAACGGUGGCAUUUUAACACGUUCAUGCUGUAUACUUUCUCGCAGCUCGAGCGGUUCCGCCAGUCUCAUCCUGAGCUGUCCGGGAACGAGAAGGAGUACUCUAUGCUUUGGCUCGCCAAAAAGCUCGUUGAGGAGUCUCCGGUCCUGUUUCUGGACGAAUUCCAACUACCCGAUCGAGCGGCGAGCAAGAUCCUUAGCCACCUCUUCAUAGCAUUCUUCCACCUUGGAGGCGUUCUCAUCGCUUCUUCCAACCGAAUGCCCGAAGAGCUUCAGAAGGCUAUUGGCGUCGAGUACACCGUCGCCCCCUCGGAUGGUUUCCUCAAGAGUCUGUUUCUCGGCGGCGCUCGUUCGCGAGGUACUCGACAUAGCCAAAACGACUUUGCUGCGUUUCUGGAAGUUCUCAAAGCUCGUUGUGACUUUUGGCACAUGGAGGGGGCAACUGACUGGCGGCGCCGUGAGACUGGGGAGAAGGUAACGGUUGAAACGACAUCUAUUAAGGGAAAUGGAGCUGUGGAAGAGUCAGCUGAGGCUCAAGAGGAAAUGACAAAACCCGCCAAGUACUUCCUCUCCCCCGAAGCCUCCAGCUGGACGACGGAGCUGUCGGACCUCCUUUCCAGAUCCUGGACCCCAGCAACACUCACAGUCUACGGUCGCACGAUCGUGAUUCCGCGCCAGCGGGACGGCGUCGUCCACUGGGACUUUGACGACCUCGUCGCCACAUUCGGUCCCGCCGAUUACGUGACCAUGGCCUCCACCUACCACACCUUCAUCGUCGACAAUGUCCCAACCAUGACGACGCUGCACAAGAAUGAGGCCCGCCGCUUCAUCACUCUCCUCGACGCUCUCUACGAGGCUCGCUGCAAGCUCUUCGUCCGCGCCGAGGCUGGGCCCGACGACCUCUUCUUCCCGGACAUCCGUGCCGCCCAGGCCGAGGCGGUUCUUGCGGCCGCUGCCGCCGCUUCCAGGGCGGAGACGGGCGAAGAAGUUAUAGACUCAGACGCGAUCCACUCCGAGACCAUCGCCGAGGUAUACCAAGACCAAGCCGCGCCCUUCCGCCCCAACAUCUCCUACUACGACACGGAGCUGCCCACUUCGAAAUACGACCCGGACCAAGACUCGGACUUUGGCCGCCUCGGCAACGUCAGCAGCGCCACGGGGGCCUCCAGUCCCAACUUUAGCAACACGGCUGGCUUUAUCGGCGAAGACGAGCGCUUCGCCUAUCGGCGCGCCGCGAGCCGGCUAUGGGAGCUGUGCAGUGCUGCAUGGCACGCCCGUGGGGCCGGGAGUGAGCCGGCGGACUGGUGGACGCCCGUUCCGCGCACGGCACGGCACUGGGAGGACUCAGCGCCGUCGAGGCCAAAGAAGGACGAACCCUUGCUGCCGCGGCGGCAGACUGAUGCCACUAUGGGCCCGUCGCGGCCUAUCGACGAACCGUUUGGGACGGAUAAGCUUGUGAUUGACAGGUGGCAGGCCUUGGAGGAGGCGGAACGGCGACGCGAUGAGUCGUCUCAGGGGAGAUGA